GAAGCGGUUGCCUAGGACGCUGUUGCCUGGAGACUGCUGCGCGUGCGCGGCGGGACCGGGCCUGCGAUGGAGGAUGUGCUGGAUACAGAGACCCAGCGGGUUGCAAAGACUGGCCGUCGAGCGCAGCAGUCCCAGGACACUGUAGGCACAGAGGACCCCCCAAGCAAACCCACCCGUCGACUGGGAGGAUGGGCAGAUGACACCCCCCGCCUCUCCAAAUCUGGUCGAAAGGUGUCGGAUGAACUCGAGGACAACCGAUUGAGGCCCCAGAGCCCUGAGGACUCAGAUGAUGAUGGAGACAUCCCUGUCAUUCCGGACCUGGAGGAGGUACAAGAGGAGGACCUAGCCAUGCAGGUGGCUGCCCCACCCAGUGUCCAGGUGAAUCGGGUGAUGACAUACCGUGACUUGGAUAAUGAUUUAAUAAAGUACGGAGCAUUCCAGACUCUGGAUGGAGACAUUGACCUGAAGCUGCUGAGUCAGAUGUUGUCAGCGGAACAGGAUGUCCGAGAGGAGGACGAAUGCUGGAGCUGGGACCAACUCUUUACAGAAGUGUCCUCGGAGCUACUGACAGAAUGCGAGGAGCGCAGUGGGCAGGACGAGGAGGACCUGAGGCUGCUGACAGCUCACUCCUGACCAGGAGAACACGCAGGCCUGUCCUCUGUGGCUUCCUUUGUGUUUGGGGCUUGCCUCUGACUUCACGCUCUGAGGCUGUAAAAUAAGAAUUUGCUUUUAUACCUCU
This is a messenger RNA of Hypanus sabinus (Atlantic stingray), 739 nucleotides long. RefSeq names its product intraflagellar transport protein 43 homolog A (gene ift43). Gene Ontology annotation, cellular component: intraciliary transport particle A; cilium. Gene Ontology annotation, biological process: intraciliary retrograde transport. The transcript has 9 exons. The record is from RefSeq and is a predicted model, not a curated record. Bases 67 to 633 code for a protein of 188 amino acids. NCBI's taxonomy places the organism in Eukaryota, Metazoa, Chordata, Chondrichthyes, Myliobatiformes, Dasyatidae.